CAAAAAGUAACUAGAUUUCUCCCUAGAAUUGCAACUUGCACACAAUAAAAAUGGCACAAAACCGAUAAUGCUGCAAUUUCCAAAUCUCGCAUGAAACAAUCAGCUGAACUUCAUCUGCGCAUGCUCUUGAUCAAGAAAAAUUGAACAUUGUAUUGCAUCAUGUCAAGAGACCAUAAUAAUAAUUUCCAAGCCAUCGAAAUGGAGAUAAAAUGCUUCAUCUUUCUAUUUCUCGUUGGUGUAGUUGUUGCCUUUCCCCAAAAAGAAGGAAAUGCAUACACACAAGAAGCUAUUAAACAAGCACAGAAUACAUUUUUAAUUCCUAAAGAUGCUCAAAUACAAAAGGUACAAGAAGGCAUUGAAAUUGGGGCCUAUGAAAGCAUACCCGGAAAUCAAAAGGUGAAUCUAUUUGAAAUCUUGGGCGAUCAAUUUCCCCCUGAAGUAGUGAGCAAUCUUCAAUCUCAAAUUGAUCAAGUAGGAAGAAGCUGAAUGUCAUGUGAUAUGAGUCAAUUGGAGUUUGUCUCUAAAUCGCGAGCAAACUUUCUGUUGUCCAUUUAAGUUUUAUGAUAAUUGUAACAAUAAUGCCUGUACAUAUUUUUAUAUUUUUUUAAAUCCAUUAAAACUUUAUACAAA
Molecule: messenger RNA, 630 nt
Organism: Diorhabda carinulata
Lineage: Eukaryota; Metazoa; Arthropoda; Insecta; Coleoptera; Chrysomelidae
Exons: 3
Coding region: 160-486 (108 amino acids)
Source: RefSeq, a predicted model, not a curated record